AGCUCCGCAACUUCAAUGAUAUCACAGGAAACAUAUCACCGAAAAUGCGGGAAUCAGCGAAUCAUACUAGAACAGGAACGUGUUCUAGGUGAUUAUGGAACUUACUGAUGGCUACAGUUCGUAUCUGCGUCUGUGGCGAUGAAGGCAUAGGCAAAAGCUCCAUCAUCACCUCCCUCGUAAAGGAUGUUUUCGUUACGCACAAGAUCCAACCUGUUCUACCACCCGUAACUCUUCCUCCCACGAUUGGCACUCCCGAGAAUGUCACAACAACCAUCGUCGACACGUCCGCGCUUCCACACGAGCGCAACGCGUUGAAGCGCGAGCUGCGAAAAGCCAAUGUCAUCCUCCUCGUCUACUCUGACCAUUAUAGCUAUGAGCGGGUGGCGCUCUUUUGGAUGCCCUUCUUCCGGUCGCUGGGCGUCAAUGUCCCCGUCGUGCUGUGCGCGAACAAGUCCGACCUGCAACGCAAUGGCAGCACACCCCAGGUGGUGUCGGACGAGAUGUUGCCGCUGAUGAACGAAUUCAAGGAGAUCGAUUCCUGUAUACGGACGAGUGCCAAGGAGCAUCAUAACAUCAACGAGGUGUUCUUCUUAUGCCAGAAGGCUGUAACGCAUCCUAUUGCGCCGCUGUACGAUACAAAGGAGGCUGCCCUCAAGCCAACUGCCGUAUCUGCGCUCAAGCGGGUUUUUUUCCUUUGCGAUAAGGACCAAGACGGCUACUUGUCCGAUGCAGAAGUCCACGCUUUUCAACAGAAAGUAUUCUCUAAAGAUAUCACAGAUUCGGAGGUAUCAGACAUUAGAAGAACAAUUGGACGAUACUUCCCGGAUUCCGAGUCUGAGCCAGGCGUCUCAGAGGCAGGAUUUAUCCUGCUCAACAAGAUCUUCGCUGAGAAGGGUCGCCAUGAAACAAUAUGGCUCAUUCUCCGGAAAUUCAACUACACCGAUAGCCUCUCCCUCCGGGAUUCCUUCAUCCAUCCCAAGUUCGACGUCCCUCCGUUCUCCAGCGCCGAGCUCUCCCCCGAAGGCUACCGCUUCUUCGUCGAUCUCUUCCUCCGCGCCGACAAAGACAACGACGGCGGGCUGUCCCCGUCCGAGCUCUCCGCGCUCUUCGCGCCAACACCGGGCCUGCCACGCCAAUGGGCCGAAGCCGACUUCCCGUCGGAAACGGUGCGGAAUGAGAACGGGUACAUUACUUUGCAAGGGUGGCUGGCGCAAUGGAGCAUGACCACCUUUGAGUCGCCUACCACGACUCUUGAAUAUCUUGCCUACCUUGGCUUCGAACCCUCCUCGUCUAGCACCACUUCCAAUACCCCUACCCUCUCCGCCCUCCGCACGACUAAGUCUCGCCGCCGGCGUGCUGGGGCUCGUCCACCGGCUCGUGUGGAACGAAACGUCUUCCUCUGCUAUGUCAUCGGUGCGCCAAGCUCUGGCAAAUCCUCCCUUCUCGACGCGUUCCUCGGCCGCUCGUUUUCUCCGCUCUACCAUCCCACCAUCAAGCCGCGCUCCGCUGUCAACAGCGUCGAGCUGCGCGGCGGCAAGCAGUGCUACCUGGUCCUCUCCGAACUAGGCGAGCUGGAGCCCGCGAUCCUCGAGAACCGGGCGAAGCUCGAGGCGUGCGAUCUGCUCUGUUUCUGCUACGAUGGGUCGGAUCCCGAGAGCUGGGGACAUGUCACCGGGUUGCUGGAGAAGUAUAAGCAUCUGGAGGAGGUCCCGGCCGUCUUCGUUGCGCUGAAGGCAGACAGGGAUAAGGCGAUGCAGAGAGGUGAAGGGGGGCAGCCGGAGGAGUGGGUUGCUGCCCAAGGCUGGCAGCAAGGGCCUGUCCAUGUUAGUGUGCAAUGGGGGAGCAUUGCAGAGGUGUUUGUGAAUCUUGCUGAGUCGGCUAUGUACCCUGGCACUGCGUAUCCAAAGAAGGACGAUGAGCCGGUGGAAUAUACAAAUUACUAUCUUGCAGCUGGUGCGGUAAUGUGCGCCGCUCUUGCGGCUGGCAUUGUCUGGAGGCGGAACUUUAGUCCCUCAUAGAUGGGAGAUAGUUGGCUUGAAUCCCAAGCCUGGCACCGCAGCAAGCUAGCUUUGCUCGAGCCGUCUUCUUUCUCCAAAGUCACGUCCUAGUCACUAAGCCAUGAAGUUGUUUCGAAUCUAGUUUAAAAGGCUUCGUAAUACCAUGAUACGUUAGCCACCUGCUUGCGCUUCGUAUCUUCGAGUGUUUGGUUG
Molecule: messenger RNA, 2210 nt
Organism: Eremomyces bilateralis CBS 781.70
Lineage: Eukaryota; Fungi; Ascomycota; Dothideomycetes; Eremomycetales; Eremomycetaceae
Product: mitochondrial Rho GTPase-like protein
Exons: 3
Coding region: 108-2018 (636 amino acids)
Biological process (GO): small GTPase-mediated signal transduction; regulation of mitochondrion organization; mitochondrion organization
Cellular component (GO): mitochondrial outer membrane
Molecular function (GO): GTPase activity; GTP binding; calcium ion binding
Source: RefSeq, a predicted model, not a curated record